CGGUCCCCAAGUUCUGGAGCGCGCGGAGCCCAGCGGAGCCAGGAGCCCAAGCAAGAUGAUGAUGGUUAUGCAGCCCGAGGGUCUGGGGACCCGGGAGGGGCCCUUCGCAGGCGGAGGCGGCGGGGGCGGCGAGUACAUGGAACAGGAGGAGGACUGGGACCGCGACCUGCUGCUGGACCCGGCCUGGGAGAAGCAGCAGAGGAAAACCUUCACUGCCUGGUGCAACUCGCACCUGCGCAAGGCUGGCACCCAGAUCGAGAACAUCGAGGAGGAUUUCCGCAAUGGCCUCAAACUCAUGCUGCUCCUGGAGGUCAUUUCAGGAGAGAGGCUGCCCAGGCCGGACAAAGGCAAGAUGCGUUUCCACAAAAUUGCCAAUGUCAACAAGGCCCUCGACUUCAUUGCCAGCAAGGGCGUGAAGCUGGUGUCCAUUGGUGCUGAAGAGAUUGUCGACGGGAACCUCAAGAUGACCCUGGGCAUGAUCUGGACCAUCAUCCUCCGCUUCGCCAUCCAGGACAUCUCCGUGGAAGAAACCUCGGCCAAGGAAGGCUUGCUGCUGUGGUGUCAGCGGAAGACGGCGCCCUACCGCAACGUCAACGUGCAGAACUUUCACACCAGCUGGAAGGAUGGCCUGGCCCUCUGUGCUCUCAUCCACCGACACCGCCCCGACCUCAUUGACUAUGCCAAACUGCGCAAGGAUGACCCCAUCGGCAACCUGAACACCGCCUUUGAGGUGGCAGAAAAGUACCUGGACAUCCCCAAGAUGCUGGAUGCAGAAGACAUUGUGAACACCCCCAAGCCCGAUGAGAAGGCCAUCAUGACCUACGUAUCCUGCUUCUACCACGCCUUCGCGGGGGCAGAGCAGGCAGAGACAGCCGCCAACAGGAUCUGCAAAGUGCUGGCCGUGAACCAGGAGAACGAGAAGCUGAUGGAAGAGUACGAGAAGCUGGCCAGUGAGCUGCUGGAAUGGAUCCGCCGCACCGUGCCGUGGCUGGAGAACCGCGUGGGCGAGCCCAGCAUGAGUGCCAUGCAGCGCAAGCUGGAGGACUUCCGGGACUACCGGCGCCUACACAAGCCGCCCCGCGUGCAGGAGAAAUGCCAGCUGGAGAUCAACUUCAACACCCUGCAGACCAAGCUGCGGCUGAGCCACCGGCCGGCCUUCAUGCCAUCUGAGGGCAAGCUGGUCUCGGACAUCGCCAAUGCAUGGCGGGGGCUAGAGCAGGUGGAGAAGGGCUAUGAGGACUGGCUGCUCUCGGAGAUCCGGCGGCUGCAGCGGCUGCAGCAUCUGGCUGAGAAGUUCCAGCAGAAGGCCUCCCUGCAUGAAGCCUGGACCCGGGGGAAGGAGGACAUGCUGAGCCAGAGGGACUACGAGUCGGCUUCGCUGCAGGAGGUGCGGGCGCUGCUGCGGCGCCACGAGGCCUUUGAGAGCGAUCUGGCGGCGCACCAGGACCGCGUGGAGCACAUCGCUGCGCUGGCCCAGGAGCUCAAUGAGCUGGACUACCAUGAGGCGGCCUCGGUGAACAGCCGCUGCCAGGCCAUCUGUGACCAGUGGGACAACCUGGGCACACUGACCCAGAAGAGGCGGGAUGCACUAGAGCGGAUGGAGAAGCUUCUGGAGACCAUCGACCAGCUGCAGCUAGAGUUUGCCCGGCGGGCAGCGCCCUUCAACAACUGGCUGGACGGUGCCGUGGAGGACCUGCAGGACGUGUGGCUGGUGCACUCGGUGGAGGAGACCCAGAGCCUGGUGACAGCACAUGAGCAGUUCAAGGCAACACUGCCUGAGGCCGAUCGAGAGAGGGGUGCCAUCCUGGGCAUCCAGGGCGAGAUCCAGAAGAUCUGCCAGACGUACGGGCUGCGGCCCAGCUCCACCAACCCCUACAUAGCCCUCAGCCCCCAGGACAUCAACACCAAGUGGGACACGGUCCGAAAGCUGGUACCCAGCCGGGAUCAGAUGCUGCAGGAGGAGCUGACACGGCAGCAGGUGAACGAGAGGCUCCGGAGACAGUUUGCAGCCCAGGCCAAUGCGAUUGGGCCCUGGAUCCAGGGGAAGGUGGAGGAAGUGGGGCGCCUGGCAGCGGGCAUGGCCGGCUCUCUGGAGGAGCAGAUGGCUGGGCUGCGGCAGCAGGAGCAGAACAUCAUCAACUACAAGAGCAACAUCGACCGGCUCGAGGGUGACCACCAGCUGCUGCAGGAGAGCCUGGUGUUCGACAAUAAGCACACCGUGUACAGCAUGGAGCACAUCCGUGUGGGCUGGGAGCAGCUGCUCACCUCCAUUGCCCGCACCAUCAAUGAGGUGGAGAACCAGGUACUGACCCGAGACGCCAAGGGCCUGAGCCAGGAGCAGCUCAACGAGUUCCGGGCAUCCUUCAACCACUUUGACCGGGUCAGCAGGGGCCUGGCCCUGUGGGCUGGUGGAUCUGGGGGCUGGUGGCGUUUGGGGACUGGGCCUGACAUCCUGUCCUCACUACAGAAGCGGAACGGUAUGAUGGAGCCCGACGACUUCCGGGCCUGCCUCAUCUCCAUGGGCUAUGACCUGGGGGAAGUGGAGUUCGCUCGAAUCAUGACCAUGGUGGACCCCAACGCGGCCGGGGUCGUGACCUUCCAGGCCUUCAUCGACUUCAUGACCCGAGAGACAGCCGAGACCGACACGGCUGAGCAAGUCGUGGCCUCCUUCAAGAUCCUGGCGGGAGACAAGAACUACAUCACUGCUGAGGAGCUGCGGCGGGAACUCCCGGCGGAGCAGGCCGAGUACUGCAUCCGCCGCAUGGCGCCCUACAAGGGGGCUGGGGCUCCGGCUGGAGCCCUGGACUACGUGGCCUUCUCCAGUGCCCUCUACGGGGAGAGCGACCUCUGACCUGGACCCCAAAGCGCCACACGUCCAGAGAUGGCUGCCUCCUCUGGCUGAGCCCAUCCAUCCCCCAGCAGGAGAAGGACCAGCCAAGUGCUUCUGAAUAAAGAUCCAUCGGGGACCUCG
Phacochoerus africanus (Common warthog) is the source of this 2971-nucleotide messenger RNA. RefSeq names its product actinin alpha 3 (gene ACTN3). Gene Ontology annotation, molecular function: actin filament binding; calcium ion binding. Lineage: Eukaryota; Metazoa; Chordata; Mammalia; Artiodactyla; Suidae. The transcript has 20 exons. The record is from RefSeq and is a predicted model, not a curated record. The coding region runs from base 56 to 2851 and encodes 931 amino acids. Gene Ontology annotation, biological process: actin cytoskeleton organization; muscle cell development. Gene Ontology annotation, cellular component: Z disc; cortical actin cytoskeleton; plasma membrane.